GACCUGGAUGCAACCCCCCCCCAAAAAAAUCUUGCAAUCCCUAACCCGGCAUGCAAACAUCUGCGCAGGCGCCUUAACACCUUUCCUUGGACACACCUCCUCCUUUCCCGUGGUGCACACCAAUGUUGUGCAUGUGUGUGCAAAAAGACCAUUGGUUCCUUGGCCUUGGAAAGCCAGCCGCGCUCUCCCCCUCUCCAUUGGUUCCCCUCUGCUGUCAAUCCCACUAGCUCCUCCCAUCUUUUUUUACUUAAUUAAUCGUGCCCCCCCUCUUUUUUUGCAAGUUUGUCUGUUGAAACAAAGAGAGGCGUAAAACCCGCCUUCCCAAGGAGCCUAUUGGUGAAUCCCUUUGCAGCAGGUCUUUUCAUUUGCCCUUUGCAUACACACCAGGGUAGGUUUCCCAGGGAAACCAGGAAGCUGAUGUGCUGGGGGUGUAUAUUCCCCCCCCUCCUUUCCCUUUCUCCUCCUCCCCCUUCCUUUUUGCCGAUGAACCAGGAAGUAAAGUUUGCUCGGCUUAGGAUUCCCCAGUUUUCCCAUUAAGAAGCAAGCCAGCAACUUGAGCAAUAGGUGGAGGAGGAGGAGGAGGAGGGGAGAACAGGGCAUUUUUACAGGCACGGCAGAGAGACCAUGACGACGUUAAUUCACCGGGGGCGGCGCGCAGAUGUCGGGCGAAACGUUGACAAGCGACUGGAGGGUGAGGAGGACUCCAUACCAGACAAGAAUUUGGGCGAGGAAGACUCCGGAGACUCCAAAGACAUCCGCCUCACCCUCAUGGAGGAGGUGCUGCUCCUCGGCUUGAAGGAUAAAGAGGGCUACACAUCUUUCUGGAACGACUGCAUCUCCUCUGGCCUCCGGGGCGGCAUCCUCAUUGAGCUGGCAAUGAGGGGAAGGAUACAGCUGGAGCCACAGACUAUGAGGAAAAAACGACUGCUGGACCGGAAGGUCCUCCUAAAGUCAGAUGCCCCAACGGGAGACGUCCUCCUAGACGAGACGCUGCGGCACCUCAAAGCCACCGAACCUGCCGAGACAGUGCAGACGUGGAUUGAGUUGCUGACAGGUGAGACCUGGAACCCCUUCAAGCUGCAGUACCAGCUCCGCAACGUCCGGGAGCGCAUCGCCAAGAACCUUGUGGAGAAGGGGAUCCUGACGACCGAGAAGCAGAACUUCCUCCUCUUUGACAUGACCACCCACCCGGUCACCAACACCACGGAGAAGCAGCGCUUGGUGAAGAAGCUGCAAGAGAGCGUCCUGGACCGGUGGGUCAAUGACCCCCACCGCAUGGACAGGCGGACCUUAGCCCUGCUGGUCCUGGCCCACGCCUCUGACGUGCUGGAGAACGUCUUCACCAGCCUGGUCGACGAGAAAUACGACGUGGCCAUGAACCGGUCCAAGGACCUCAUGGACAGAGACCCUGAGGCGGAAGCGGCCAAGGCGGGGGGCUCAGAGAUGAUCUGGGCUGUGUUGGCAGCCUUCAACAAGUCCUAAAGGCCUCCCGAGUCGGGUGAGGCUGUUCUGAGUGGGUUUGGCCCUCGUUUCCUCUUUAGGACUGAACCUUUUCCGUUCUGUGGAAUCUUCCCAUGCUCCUUAGCGGUGGGCAUUGGUGACUUGCCGCGCCCGUAGCCGCCACCACAGAUGUUGGGCAUGGCAGGCGACAUUCUGUUACAGGAACGCCUAUAUCUUCACCACCAUCUCCUCUUCCUCGGAUUUGGGGACUUGUUAGGUUGCAAGAACGAGCAAAGAAGUUUGUGCGCCAUUUUCUCCUUCCCCCUGGAAACACGCCCCCGUUCCGUUGUCCCCCCAGUUUAAAAUGAAGGUCUGUGUCUGCUAGAAGUGGAGUGAGCCACCUCUUUCGUUUAUUUCAAACUCUUUUCUCCGCCCCCCUCUGCUGUUUUAGGGAGGAACAAAUUACAAUGUGCAUUUGGGAUUUUUGUUUCGUUUUGUUCCGUUUUUUUCUCUCUGUGUUAAAUCUUACAACCCCAACCUCUGUUUUGCCCUGUCUCGUUUUUUCGACCCAGUUUUUCCCUUGUGCUGUUUAUUCCUUGUGUUCUGCUGGAAGAAAAAAAACCAUUACAGCACAAAUCUCUAUGCAA
Podarcis muralis (Common wall lizard) is the source of this 2087-nucleotide messenger RNA. It is a transcript of the gene GOLPH3L, whose product is annotated as golgi phosphoprotein 3 like. Gene Ontology annotation, molecular function: phosphatidylinositol-4-phosphate binding. Gene Ontology annotation, biological process: retrograde vesicle-mediated transport, Golgi to endoplasmic reticulum; Golgi to plasma membrane protein transport; Golgi vesicle budding. Gene Ontology annotation, cellular component: Golgi cisterna; cytosol; trans-Golgi network. Lineage: Eukaryota; Metazoa; Chordata; Lepidosauria; Squamata; Lacertidae. The record is from RefSeq and is a predicted model, not a curated record.